Meloidogyne enterolobii is the source of this 1126-nucleotide messenger RNA. Lineage: Eukaryota; Metazoa; Nematoda; Chromadorea; Rhabditida; Meloidogynidae. The record is from the annotation of a GenBank genome assembly.
AUGAAAUUAGCUGCAACAAUAAUUCGACUUAAAAUUGGAGAUGAAAUUGAUGUCCGGGCAAAAAGUCCUUCAAAUGACAACAACAACGAAUUGCCUGAUCCAUCGAAUAUUUACACUUAUAUGUUGGGUAGAUUUGCUAGAAUAACUGGACUUGAACAUGAUAAUUUGUGUAAAUAUUUUGAAUUUAGCAGGUGUUUAACAAUACCCAAUGGAUAUGCACUUCUGUCUGAACAUUAUUCUGACCCUUAUUUUCGAGAUGAUGGAUUUUUGAAUAACAAAUUAGGCAAUCAAAAUUUACAAUCAGUUUUUUCUGUGGCAAUUCAAGUCUGUUCAGCUUUGGAAUUUUGUCAUAAAAAUUGUUUUGCAAUAGGAUCCUUAAGUUUAGAUAAAUUAUAUGUUGUGCCCAAAAAGGAGAAUGAGAAAAUUCAUGUAAAACUCUCUCAAUUUUGCCUUUGUUUCAUUUCUGGCAUUUAUUAUCACAAACUUCUAUCUUCCAAUGAAUUUCCCUUGUAUUUGUCGCCUGAAUUUUUGUUAAACUUACUUCCACAAGGAUUGGAUCAAUCAAACUAUUUUUGUGUGGAUAUUUGGUCCUUUGGAAUUUUAUUGAUUGAAUUAUUUACUGGAUGGAGAUUUUCUGAAGUUUUUUCUCGACGUCAAAUUUCCGACGUUUUAGCAACUUUACUUGUUAAAGAAAAUGAGGGUUCUAUUCUUCCCCAUCUUUUGAACAAAAUAAAAAAUGUUUGCCCAGCAUUUGCCAAAAGACAAAAUUCUUUAAAUCCAGUUUAUCAAAUUAUUCUAAAUUGUUUAAAUAUUCAACCUUCUAAAAGGCCAAAUUCUACAAAUUUAUUAAAAAUGCUUAAAAAGGCCGCGAUUGACGCUAAUAUUGGUGAAAUUGAUGGGAAUGACAAGAAAAGUAAUUUUGUUGAUUUGGAUGAGGAAAUUGACCAAAUUAAAGAACGUAUAAAAAACGAAAAUCAAUUUGAAAGAUUCGGCUUUAACCAAAAUGUGUUAAAUGAACUUUUCUUUUUAUGGAAAUUGUGUGGAAGCAGUUUUGAAACAAUAUUAUUACGGAAAGGAUUAAUUAAAACACAACCACCUAUUUUGACUUUACCAAGGUUUUUUUGAG